Colletotrichum tamarilloi is the source of this 1620-nucleotide messenger RNA. Its product is annotated as carboxyl transferase. Lineage: Eukaryota; Fungi; Ascomycota; Sordariomycetes; Glomerellales; Glomerellaceae. The transcript is spliced from 8 exons. Gene Ontology annotation, molecular function: ligase activity. The record is from RefSeq and is a predicted model, not a curated record. The coding region runs from base 1 to 1620 and encodes 539 amino acids.
AUGAUUGAGCAGCUUUUUCCCGUUGAGAAGUCAACCGUUGACCUCACUGCAUCCAACUUCCAAGCGAAUCGUCAAGCAUGGGAGCCGGUUUUGCAAGAAUUUGACAGUUAUCUGAAAGAUGUGUCCUCGGAAGGGGAUGAGGCUUCCACAUUGAGACACCAAACGAGACACCAACUGCUGCCACGAGACAGGAUUGCGUUACUGCUCGAUGCAGACUCGCCGUUUCUUGAGUUAGGAUGCUUCGCGGGGUUCAGGAUCUCCGGGUCUAACUCCUGCGCAAAUAUCAUUGCAGGUAUCGGCCUUGUUAGUCAACGGCCAUGCCUUCUUAUGUCGCAUAUCCCAACGCAGAGUGGAGGAGCUUGGAACGAGAUGACAGUCCUCAAGGUCAACCGUAUACUUGAAAUAGGAUUCGAGAACGAUCUGCCUCUAAUCUCACUGGUUCAGUCGGCCGGUGUUUUCUUACCUCAACAGUUUCGAGUCUUCCAUAAAGGUGGCCAACUCUUUCGUGAUCUAGCGAUACGAUCUCAGCAAGGCAAACCUUCGUGUGCCAUUGUCUUUGGCUCCUCAACUGCUGGAGGCGCCUAUCAUCCUGCGCUUUCUGAUUACACCAUUUUCGUGGAGAAUCAGGCUCAAGUGUUUCUGGGAGGACCUCCACUAGUGAAGAUGGCCACUUCCGAGGUGGUCACUGCCGAAGAGCUGGGCGGGGCCAAGAUUCAUGCAUCAACAACCGGACUGGCUGAUCAGAUCGCGAUGGACGAGUUUGAUGCUAUUCAGAAAGCUCGCGAAUGGGUUGCAACACUUCGCACCUCGGAGCCCAGUCGCCUACUCCCUAAUACGUCAGACCCUGUACCUCCUCGGUAUUCUAUCGAUGAUCUCCUCUAUCUGGUGAACACCGACAUUCGUAAACCAUUCGACAUGCGCGAGGUGUUGCUCCGACUUGUUGAUGACUCCAGAAUGGCUAUCUUCAAGCCGAGCUACGGAACGAAUAUGCUGACGGCUUGGGCGGACAUCCUCGGGUUUCGUGCUGGCAUUGUGGCGAACCAGACUCCUGUGAUCCAUCCACACGAGGCUCUCAAAGUCGCGCAGUUUAUUCGGCUUUGCAACCAGGAAAAUACGCCAAUCAUUUUCCUCCACAAUGUCACUGGCUUCAUGGUAGGUACUAAAGCAGAGCAUUCUGGAAUCAUCAAAGCAGGCGCACAACUUGUGUCCGCGGUAAGCUGCUCAACGGUCCCUCAUAUUAGCAUCAUCCUUGGAGCAUCUUACGGAGCCGGCAACUACGCCAUGUGCGGCCGAUCAUACCGCCCAAGAUUCCUCUUCACGUGGCCGACGGGGCGAUGCAGUGUCAUGGGCCCAGAUCAGCUUGCAGGUGUUGUAGAAACCAUCAGAACCAAGUCAAAUGGCGGUAGCAAGCUCUCCCCAGAGCAGAUCAAAGCCCAGGCAGCGCAGUUACGGGAGGAUGCGUACAGAGAUUCGACGAGCUAUGCAACCAGCUCGAUGCUUAUCGAUGAUGGUAUCAUUGACCCGAGGGACACUCGUGAUGUUCUUGGAAUGUGCUUGGAGAUUGUGGGGUUGUCUGGCCAAAAGAGUGCUGAAUCACAUCGUUUCCUAGCAAGAAUUUGA